Molecule: messenger RNA, 1392 nt
Organism: Penicillium brevicompactum
Lineage: Eukaryota; Fungi; Ascomycota; Eurotiomycetes; Eurotiales; Aspergillaceae
Product: glycosyltransferase family 2 protein
Exons: 3
Coding region: 1-1392 (463 amino acids)
Source: RefSeq, a predicted model, not a curated record
AUGAUCAAACAAACUCGUCUUGCCAUUCAGAGACGUACCCUGGAGGAUCCAGUGGCUCCGACUGGACACAGAGUCCCCUUCGACAAUUCCGAGAUAUCGAUCGCCAAAUACAUCAGUGAGCAUGAGGAGGAAGCACAAAUACCGGAAUUGAUUCAUGCCAUUGUGCUUCCAAACUAUUGCGAAGAUCUGCACACCUUGGAAACUACUCUGAAAGUCCUGGCCAGUCAUCCAAGGGCUAGAUCCCAGUAUGAGUCAACGUUUCAUCCAUCCGGAAUUCAAGGUGAAAUUGCAGGCAAGAGUUCAAAUGUCGCAUUUGCUGCACAACGAAUUAUUGAAGUCCACCGACUAGCACUGCAAGCGGACGAUUGUAAAGUGGUGGUGACUGUGAUGGAUGCUGAUACCCACCUAUCGCGCGAUUACUUCACCGAGAUUCAACGCCUACACUACAACAACAUCACCGAAGCAAACCGUACAAUUUACUGCUGUCCGAUCAUAUUCGACCGCAACUCCAAUGAGAGUCCGAUCCUCGUUCGAUGUGCCGACCUGCUCUGGAGCUUCGCCGGCCUGUCUACAAUGUAUCCCUAUACCCUGAUCGCGGUCCCUACCUCGGUGUAUUCGCUGCCGUUGUCACUAGCAGAGAGGGUAGGGGGAUGGGAUAGUGACCCAACAGCGAUCGGCGAAGACUUGCACAUGUUACUCAAGUGUUACUUCGAGACAUCGGGCAACCUGAUAUCGCGCGUGGUCUACAUCCCCGCGAGUCAAUGCAAUGUCUCCAGCGAUCGCGGUCGAGGCUGGCGGCGGACGGUGGAUACCUGCAUUGCCCGCUAUCGGCAGGCUCUCCGACACAUGUGGGGUGCAUUAGAUUCGGGGUUCGCUGCACGCCGCACAAUUGGCUACUUGCGCUUCCAUCAACGAUGCUUGUUCCUGCGUCCCCGUCAUUUUGCGCUUCUCCACCUGCUGUGGGAAGCUCAUUUCAUGCCCUGUCAUUUGACGAUCCUCAUGCUCUUCUCCGUGAUCUAUACCCUGUGGACUCCUGCGACCGCUCUGCAUCCGACGCUGGCCUGGGCAUUCAGUUUCACCAACACCCUGCGCACGCUGGGAUUUAUCGGCAUGAAUAUUUCGCUCAUUCUCUAUGAGCGCUGGCAUGCUCUUUGCCUGGGCACUCGCAUGAAAGAUAUGCACGAGGCUAAUAUCCCUGAUACGGGAUUCUCACAGCGCGUCUGGUGUCGACCGCAGCAGCUUUUGGAGAGGCUCUGCUUUCCCAUCUCAGGAACCAUAUACGGUGCAGUGCCAACUAUUCACGCUGUUUUCUCUCACUUCUGGACUGAUCGCCUGGUUUAUCGGGUGAGCAAGAAGCCGAAGUUCGUUUUGGAGGAGCUCGGUGCUCUGUGA